Messenger RNA from Iphiclides podalirius (scarce swallowtail), 384 nucleotides. The record is from the annotation of a GenBank genome assembly. Lineage: Eukaryota; Metazoa; Arthropoda; Insecta; Lepidoptera; Papilionidae.
AUGGGCAUUGAAUUCGGGGAAGGUAUCGAGCGCAACUCUCUCGCAAUGACGAUGGCGCGUGCGCAAUACAUAUGGAGGCAUCGGCCGCGUCCCGCCACGGGAGAUUGCCAGACGGCUACCGAAAUUUGGGUUAGACGCGUUUUUGCGCGGCGCCCGCGCCGCUGCAGCCACGAGGUCGAUGAGCCCCGACCUCCCCCGCGCACCCGCACUCCCCACCCACCGCCACCCCCGCCGACCAGUUCCACCACAAGGUGCACCGCCCGCUGCCAACCCUACAUACCUACCAUCCGCCAGACAAUAAAUAAGUGCAGAGAAUGGGGCGUCUGGAACGUGACGUCCGCUGGUUUAGCGACGCAUGCGCAGUGUUUUGUUUACUUUCGCACU